AUGGAAAGUAUGGGAGUGGAUGGGUGACAGUGAGAGAGUUGAAUUGAGGGUUUGUUGCCAUUUGAGUUGGUGUUACUGAUACACAACACCCAUUUCUAGAGAGAGAUGGGUUGGGCCAUAGCUCUGCACGGCGGCGCCGGCGAUAUUCCCCGUUCGCUGCCACCGGAACGCCGUGAACCCCGCGAGGAAGCCCUCCGCCACUGCCUCCAAAUGGGCGUGGAAGCUCUGAAAGCCAAAGUGGCUCCUGUGGACGUGGUUGAGAUUGUGGUUCGCGAGUUGGAGAACAUUCCGCACUUCAACGCGGGAAGAGGUUCCGUUCUGACCUCGAACGGCACCGUUGAAAUGGAAGCUUCUAUAAUGGACGGCACCACCAUGAACUGUGGAGCUGUUUCUGGCCUUACUACGGUUCUCAACGCCGUUUCUUUGGCUCGACUGGUUAUGGAGAAAACUCCUCACAUUUAUUUAGCAUUUGAGGGAGCAGAGGAAUUUGCAAGAGAACAAGGUGUUCAAACUGCAGAUUCAAGCCAUUUUAUUACUGCAGAAAAUAUUGAAAGGCUUAAACAGGCAAAAGAAGCCAAUAGGGUCCAGAUUGACUAUACCCAACCCAUAAAAAAUGAUACUAAGAAGGAAGCAGCGAUUGCUAAUGGUGAUAGUCAAAUUGGAACUGUUGGGUGUGUGGCAGUUGACGAGCAUGGAAAUCUAGCUUCUGCAACAUCUACUGGUGGAUUAGUGAACAAAAUGGUUGGUCGAAUUGGUGACACGCCCGUAAUUGGUGCCGGGACCUAUGCGGACGAACGUUGUGCAGUUUCUGCAACAGGCAAAGGUGAAUCAAUAAUACGUGGGACAGUGGCAAGAGAUGUGGCUGCUCUGAUGGAGUUCAAAGGUCUUUCUCUGGAGGAAGCUGCUACUUGUGUUGUUCAUGAGCGUACACCAAAAGGCACUGUUGGUUUGGUUGCUGUGUCUGCUAAAGGAGAACUUGUAAUGCCAUUUAACACAACAGGAAUGUUCCGAGCAUGUGCUACUGAAGAUGGGUAUUCAGAGCUUGCAAUUUGGCCUGCUGCCAAAAUUGAAUGAUCUAGCACCUCCUUUUCUGAUUUUCAAGCUUAAUGUGUUCUGACAUAAACAUCUGCAUGGUUAUAUCAUAAGAAAAUCUAUCUGCUUUUCAAGGUACAAAAUGUGCAAGUUGUUUAUAUAGCUUGUCCUACAUUUUGAAUGCAAUCACAUUAUUAUCAUGGGUUUUAUAGC
Molecule: messenger RNA, 1245 nt
Organism: Abrus precatorius (Indian licorice)
Lineage: Eukaryota; Viridiplantae; Streptophyta; Magnoliopsida; Fabales; Fabaceae
Product: isoaspartyl peptidase/L-asparaginase-like
Exons: 4
Coding region: 106-1074 (322 amino acids)
Molecular function (GO): hydrolase activity
Source: RefSeq, a predicted model, not a curated record